Molecule: messenger RNA, 1882 nt
Organism: Protobothrops mucrosquamatus (brown spotted pit viper)
Lineage: Eukaryota; Metazoa; Chordata; Lepidosauria; Squamata; Viperidae
Gene: TPP1
Product: tripeptidyl peptidase 1
Exons: 12
Coding region: 1-1881 (626 amino acids)
Biological process (GO): central nervous system development; proteolysis
Molecular function (GO): tripeptidyl-peptidase activity; serine-type endopeptidase activity
Source: RefSeq, a predicted model, not a curated record
AUGGCGCGGUCGGAGUUCCGGGGCGCAGCGAGAGCGGUGGGCAGGGGUCGGUCCGAGGGGGGCGGCCGGAGGGGGCGGCCGGUCGUCCUCGCCUGUCUGGAUCCCCCUCCGCCGCCCCGUCCCGCCCCGUCCAGACGCCGCCACUUGUCGCCGCCGCCGCCGCUGCUGCUGCUGCUGUUCCUCUCGCCAGCCUUCCUCCGCUCCAGCGCCGCCGCCGCCGCCGUCCCGGCUCCGGAGCCGGACCAGCCCUUCCGGAUCCCCGAAGGGUGGUCCUCCCUGGGCCGCGCGGCCCCCUCCGAGCGGCUGAGCCUGACUUUUGCGCUUCGGCAACGGAACGUGGAGCGGCUGAGCGAGCUGGUGCGCCGCGUCUCCUCGCCCGACUCGCCCGACUACGGGCACUUCCUCUCGCUGGCCGAGGUGAGUGCCUUGGUCUCCCCCUCUCCUUGGACGCUGGGCAGCAUGGACAAGUGGCUGGCGACUCACGGGGUCCGGGACUGCCAGAGAGUCCGCACCCUGGACUUUCUGCAGUGCUCGAUGCCAGCCAGCACAGCUGAGCGCCUUCUCCCGGGAGCGCAGUUUCACCGUUACGCGAAAGACGCUCGCAGGGUCAUAAGGUCCCCCCUGCCUUACCAGCUUGAUCGGGACCUAGCGGACCACGUGGAUUUUGUGGGGGGGCUGCACCGUUUCCCAGCCGAGCAGAAGGUGGUGAGCCGGGCCUGGGCCGUGGAGAAGUCGCCAGUGGGAGGACAGGACGGGCGGUCCAGUUUCCACCUGGGCGUGACCCCGGCUGUGCUCCGCCAGCGAUACAACCUGACCCGGGCGGAUGUGGGCAACUUCUCGCACAACAGCCAGGCCUGUGCCCAGUUCCUGGAGCAGUACUUCCACCAGGCCGACCUGGCUGAAUUCAUGCAGCUGUUUGGCAGGACGUUCCCCCACCACUCCCAGGUCAACCACGUCAUUGGCCACCAGGGCUCUGGCUCAGCCGGCCUGGAGGCCAGUCUGGACGUGGAGUAUCUCAUGAGCACAGGAGCCAACAUCUCCACCUGGGUCUUCAGCAAUGCAGGUCGCCACGAGAGCCAGGAACCCUUCCUGCAGUGGCUGCUCCUGCUCAGCAACACCAGUGGGCUGCCGUGGGUCCACUCGGUCAGCUACGGGGACGAUGAGGACAGCCUCUCUCAGGCCUACAUGAAGCGGGUAAACACAGAGUUCAUGAAGGCGGCCGCCCGCGGUAUCAGCAUCCUGUUUGCCUCAGGUGACUCGGGGGCCGGCUGCCGUGCGAUCUCGGGGGGGAAGCAUGUCUUCCGGCCCAGCUUCCCAGCCUCCAGCCCUUAUGUGACAACCGUUGGGGGCACGGCCUUCCGGCAGCCCUUCCUGGUGGGCGCUGAGGUGGCAGACUACAUCAGCGGAGGAGGGUUUAGCAACGUCUUCCCCAUGCCCGACUACCAGGUAACGGCCGUGAAGCGUUUCUUGAGCACGUCGCCUCGGCUGCCCCCCGCCAGCUAUUACAACAGCACAGGCAGAGCCUAUCCGGAUUUGGCGGCCCUCUCGGACAACUACUGGGUGGUGACCAACCACGUCCCCAUGCCCUGGGUCUCGGGCACCUCUGCCUCCACUCCCGUGGUGGGGGGCAUCGUUGCCCUGAUCAACGACUGGCGCUUGCAGCGAGGGCUGCCUGCCUUGGGCUUCCUCAACCCUGCCCUGUACCGGCUCCAGGAAGGAGGGAACAGCACUGCCCUCUACGACGUGACCCAUGGAUGCCAUCUGUCCUGCCUGGAUGCUGCUGUGCAAGGCGAAGGUUUCUGUGCCGCCCCUGCUUGGGACCCCGUCACAGGCUGGGGGACCCCCAACUUCCCUCAGCUGCUGCGUGGCCUCCUGGGCUAGC